AUGUUCCAGCGCCUUCGCGGAGCCAUCGACGCCAGAAUAGCAGAAGAGCAAGCGCGCCAGAAAGCCACCACGCCGACGACACCUGCGCGAUCCAGCUCAACAACACGGCGGUCCAAUUCGCGGAACCUCUCGCCCUCGAAGCGAACAGCGAGAUCGAAAGAUGCCGACAGCAGCAAGACGGCGCCGGCAGGGAAGGGCCCUGACCCCUCAGAGUUUGACCCCGAGUUCGUCAUAGGAGAGGAAGAAGAUCAGCCGAGUCGAGCCGGCACACCGCGACCUAAGGAGAAGGCGCAGCCCACAGAAGCCAGUGCUGAGAAUGGCGAUGGCAAGAAGGAGGAGACAGAGGGACCGACUGCUGAAGUAGAAGAGAAGCCAGAACAGCCACCGGAGAUACCACCAGAGGCCAAAUUGCGGCUGCGCAGAUUAGACAAACUUGAGCCCAAGUAUACUGAGCUCCUCCGGUCGUACCGCAUCGCACACGCCAGAGUGGGCGCAAUCGAGGCCUUUGAGAGCUCCCUCCGCGAAUACACGCCCCUCACCUCCAUUAGCGACACUGGCGCAUUUGUCGAAUACCUAGGCCAACUCAACGUCAAGAGUGAUAUGCUCAUGGAGGAACUCAAGCGGGUGUCCAAAGAACGCGAUGAGCUCAACAAAAAGCUCGAGGAUGCAGAGAAACGCGCAAAGGAGGCCACAGACGAGGUGGAGACUCUAAAGUCACAGGCGCCGGCGACCAACGAGGCUGCACAGGAUGACUCUACCACGCAGACUGAAUCCGUCGCACCUUCAUCCCCUUCCAAAGCGUCCAAGCAGACCGAGACCACCGAAGAGACCGAAGACUUCUUCUCGUACGAUAGCGAACUGCCUCGCUUGCAGUCCCAGCUACAAGAGAGCGAAGAGAAGAUCGGAAAGCUCGAAGAGGAGAACAAGUCGCUCAAGAAUGAGCUUUCCACGGCGCAAGAGUCCGCUCAGUCGUUCAUGCAAAACUUGGAGACUACUACAAACGAUUUAAACACGUUCAAGGAUACGCAUCAAAGGCUAUCAAAAGACGCCGAUGAUCGUGAGAAAGAGCUCAACAACACAAUCGCUGAUCUCAAGUCAAAAGUUGACAGUGCCGAAGGAGAGCUCCAGAAACACAAGGAUACGCAUGACCAAAGUGAAAAGACCAUCGCCGAGCUCAAGGCUAAGCUCGAUUCAACGGCCAAAGAACUCGAGGAUCUACAUGCAGAUAAGGGAGAGAAGAUUGUGGAAAACGAUCAGGUGCAAGAGCUUCAACGGCGAAUCGAAGAGCUCCAGGGUGAACUUUCUCAACUGCGCGAAACACACGCCAAGGCCGAGAAGCGGAACGAUACCAUGGACGGGCUGCUUAGCAAAGUGCGCGAACAACUCAAGACUACAGAGACGAAGCGUGACAGUGCCUUGGCUGACCUCGAACAAGCAAAGAAAGACUUGCAGAAAGCUAAUGACGAGAAGAAGACGACCAAACCAGAGCCGGUCCAACUACCACAAGCAACUCCUGCUCAAGCUCCCCAAAGCGCAGCGGCAAAGAAGAGGGCUCGUAACAAGAAGAACAAGAAGGGAGGAAACGGGCCCGCAGCUAGCGGAGCGUUGACGCCCGAAGCAACCCCUAGUGAAGCUGGAGACACUGAAGGGCUACUCAGCCCUCGUGAUGCAGAGUUCACACCAUCACAACUUGAGGAUGCUUUGAAGAACGUUGCACAACUGAAGUCUGAUCUAGAAGAGAAGGCUGCAGCAAUUGACGAACUGCAGACUGAGGUGGCUGAGAAGGCAUCAUCUAUCGACCUGCUCAAAAAGAAGGCCAAGGACCAGGAAGAUAUGCAGGAAGAGAUCGACACUUUGCGUCAGGAUCUUCUUGAUUACGGCCUUGAGCAUACUGAGGCUAAGGACAAGGUCAAGAGGUUGCAAGCCGAAAAGGCGGCACUUCAGGAGAACCUGAGCAAGCUGGAGGCUGAGAUCGCCGAACUGAAGACUAGCAAAGCGUCUCAGGAGUCAUCGCAGCAAGAGAGAGAGGCACUGACGGCAGAGUUCACAGAGCUAAAGUCAAAAGCAGAAACUCUGAAGAUUGAUCUUUCGGUUGCAGAGAAGCUUGCUGCAUCUCGCUUCAAAGACCUCACCGACAUGAGAGAGGUGUUGCAAAAGGCGCAGCCUGAGCUUACGUCGUUGCGCAAGGAGGUGGCCGAGUUACGCACUACCAAGGAUGAGCUGACCAGCAAGACUACGGAAGUCCGGCGAUUGGAAAACCGCGAGAAAGAUCUCAGGUCGGAAAUCACCGAAUACCGGUCCCAGCUAUCAACCAAGGAAAGCGACAUCAAAACUCUCAAUGACAAAAUCAAACAGGAAACCAGCCAGAGGCUUGCGCUGGAGGAGACGAACAGAAAGAUUCAGCGAGACCUUCAGAACUCCGAGACGGAGCGGGAAGACGUCAUCGAAGCCCGGAACAAGGUGGCGACAGAGUUGAUGAAGGCAAAAGUCGACCUCAAAGCAUCACGCGGGAAGGUGCAGGAUCUGGAAGAAGAAGUCGCGAAGCUCACUCGCGAAGUGGGGAGCCUACGUGAAGAAAUUCAGAUGAAGUCAGCCCAAUCUGCGAGCGCGCAAGACUUCGUGAGCAGCAUGCAGGACCAGGUACAAGAGAUGAGUACUCAGAUGAAAGAAGUGCGCUCCCGAAGCGAGAGCCUGGAAGAGGAGCUUGCCGACGCGCAUCGUCUGCUCAGCGAACGCGGACGCGAAGCUGAGACGAUGAGAAGGUUGUUGAAUGACGCUCAAGGACGAGCUGAAACACGUGUGCGUGAGAUGCAGGAGCGCCUCGACCUUGCAGUUGAGGAGCGCGAGCGUGCAGAGGAGCAAGCCAGCACAUUCAGCCGCCGACGAGCCCGGGAGCUUGAGGAACUGAAGCAGAAGGUCCGCGACGCUGAACGUGCACAAGCGCGCGCUGUUGAGGACAAAGAAGACCUUGUGAUUUCUGAAAGGGAGCUCCGCAAGCAGACAGAAGAUCUCGAGAGGCGGGCCGCACAGGCUAGCGAAGAAGCUUCAGAAGUCAGGCUCGCCAUGAGCCAACUCCGGGACGCACUUGAUGAAAGUGAGAAGCAGGCUCACGAAUUGGAAAAAGAAAAGAGCGAUUUGCGACGGGCAUUCGACGAGACCCAAGGCCGUAUGGAGAAGCUUCAAAAGUCUAGCAAAACAAUGUCCGACGAGCUACGAACUUUGAAGACACGUGGCCCUGAGUCCGUUGCUCAAUCCUCGAGAUCCUCGAUUGAGUCAUCACGAUCGCGCAUAGCGUCACCGAUACCAAAGGGCGGUGGAGCUGUUGCAGAAGCAAUCGACUACGUGUACUUGAAGAACGUAUUGUUACAGUUCCUCGAGCAACGUGACAAAAAGUACCAGCAACAACUCAUCCCCGUACUGGGAAUGCUCCUGCACUUCGACAAGAAGGACGAGCAGAAGUGGAUGGCAGCGGUCUCGGCCAAGUAG
Molecule: messenger RNA, 3486 nt
Organism: Alternaria arborescens
Lineage: Eukaryota; Fungi; Ascomycota; Dothideomycetes; Pleosporales; Pleosporaceae
Exons: 4
Coding region: 1-3486 (1161 amino acids)
Source: RefSeq, a predicted model, not a curated record